This is a messenger RNA of Chiloscyllium plagiosum (whitespotted bambooshark), 554 nucleotides long. It is a transcript of the gene timm13, whose product is annotated as translocase of inner mitochondrial membrane 13 homolog (yeast). The record is from RefSeq and is a predicted model, not a curated record. Lineage: Eukaryota; Metazoa; Chordata; Chondrichthyes; Orectolobiformes; Hemiscylliidae.
CGCCGAUCCGCCAUUCUCGCGCUCCGUCCGUUGCUGCAGCAGGGUUCGCGGGGCCUCGCGAGGAUGGACAGCUUCUCUUCGGAUUUCUCUUCAGGAGGGCCUGGCGGAGGGAAGGUGGACUCCGGGAUGAUCAUGGAGCAGGUGAAGCUACAAAUCGCCGUCGCAAACGCCCAGGAACUUUUACAGCGAAUGACUGAUAAAUGUUUCAGAAAGUGUAUUGGCAAGCCAGGAAGUUCACUGGACAAUUCUGAACAGAAAUGUAUAGCAAUGUGUAUGGAUCGAUACAUGGAUGCCUGGAACACAGUAUCACGGACGUAUAACUCCAGACUACAACGGGAACGAGCACAAAUGUAGCUGCACAGCAAAAGAGAAAAGGGCAGCUUGGACUGUAUUCAUAUGGGGAGAGAAGACCUCAAGUAAAGGAGGGAUGUAUAAUGCAAAGUACUGUGUAUGUCUGAGAAAAAGUGGCUAAACUGCCUAGGUUAUAACACGAUUGUGUCAGCCUGUAUUCUGUGGACUUGAUUAUAAUAAAAGUACAUGAUUGUGAACGUUAA